UUAACCCAGUAGUGACAUACAUCCGUUUCCUUUUCACCGGAGCAAAGAUGGCGGAAUACGACCUCACCACCAAAAUUGCCCACUUUUUGGACCGUCAUCUCGUUUUUCCUCUGCUUGAGUUCCUUUCUGUCAAAGAGAUUUACAAUGAGCAGGAGCUGCUUCAUGGAAAACUGGACCUCCUCAGUGAUACCAACAUGGUGGACUUCGCCAUGGAUGUGUACAGAAGCCUUUUUUCUGAGAAGGACAUACCCCCAACCCUAAAGGAGAAGAGGACAGAGGUGGUGGCCCAGCUGAAGCAGCUGCAGUCAGAGACAGAGCCCAUUGUGAAAAUGUUUGAGGACCCGGAGACAACAAGGCAGAUGCAGUCCACCAGAGAUGGACGAAUGCUCUUUGACUAUUUGGCAGAGAAACAUAACUUUCGUCAGGAGUACUUGGACACGCUGUACAGAUACGCCAAGUUCCAGUACGAGUGUGGAAACUACUCCGGCGCUGCAGAGUACCUCUACUUCUUCCGCGUCUUGGUCCCGGCUACAGACAGGAAUGCCCUGAACUCCCUGUGGGGCAAGCUGGCCUCUGAGAUCCUGAUGCAGAACUGGGAGGCUGCCAUGGAGGACCUCACCCGCCUGAGGGAGACUAUCGAUAACAACACUGUCACCUCCCCGCUCCAGGCCCUCCAGCAGAGGACAUGGCUCAUUCACUGGUCCCUCUUUGUCUUCUUCAACCACCCCAAGGGCAGAGACAAUAUCAUUGAGCUCUUUCUGUAUCAGCCACAGUACCUCAAUGCUAUCCAGACUAUGUGCCCACACAUCCUGCGUUACCUGACCACAGCCAUCAUCACAAACAAGGAUGUCCGCAAGCGUCGGCAGGUCCUGAAGGAUUUGGUGAAGGUCAUUCAGCAGGAGUCUUACACCUACAAGGAUCCUAUUACAGAGUUUGUGGAGUGCCUGUAUGUGAACUUUGACUUUGACAGUGCCCAGAAGAAACUCAGGGAGUGCGAGUCGGUCCUUGUGAAUGACUUCUUCCUGGUUGCUUGUCUGGAGGACUUCAUUGAGAACGCCCGUCUCUUCAUCUUCGAGACCUUCUGCAGAAUCCACCAGUGCAUUAGCAUCAACAUGCUGGCAGAUAAACUGAACAUGACGCCCGAGGACGCUGAGAGAUGGAUCGUCAAUCUUAUCCGCAACGCCAGGCUGGAUGCGAAGAUAGACUCCAAACUGGGCCAUGUGGUCAUGGGGAACAACGCCAUCUCACCUUACCAGCAGGUGAUUGAGAAGACCAAGAGCCUCUCGUUCCGCAGCCAAAUGUUGGCCGUGAACAUUGAGAAAAAGCAGGCCCAGAGCACCAAGACCGAGACACCCAACUGGGCAGGUACCGAAACUGGAUUUUAAGCGACACAGUGAAGAUGGAUCCAUCCUGUUUUACAUUGGAACUUUUUCCAAUCUUUGUAUCUCAUGAAGCACAGUGCUGACUUGUUUAAGUCAUCACCAAUUCAAUAAAAGUGACCAACAUAACAAUUUUCA
Molecule: messenger RNA, 1517 nt
Organism: Gymnodraco acuticeps
Lineage: Eukaryota; Metazoa; Chordata; Actinopteri; Perciformes; Bathydraconidae
Gene: eif3ea
Product: eukaryotic translation initiation factor 3, subunit E, a
Exons: 13
Coding region: 48-1385 (445 amino acids)
Biological process (GO): translational initiation
Cellular component (GO): cytoplasm; nucleus; eukaryotic translation initiation factor 3 complex
Molecular function (GO): translation initiation factor activity
Source: RefSeq, a predicted model, not a curated record